Messenger RNA from Nerophis lumbriciformis (worm pipefish), 261 nucleotides. The record is from RefSeq and is a predicted model, not a curated record. Lineage: Eukaryota; Metazoa; Chordata; Actinopteri; Syngnathiformes; Syngnathidae.
AUGCCGACGUCUCCUGUUAAAACGCGUAUUCCGCUCACUAGUUUCGGCCACCUGAUAACAGAGGUGAAGAGACAACUAUUUGGUAUCGAGGCGCCAGCGUCGGUGGAGCUGACCGGUUUGAAAAAGUACUUCAACAGCUACACAAUGCAGGGACGCCGAAAUUGUGUCUUGGCUACUUACGGCAUCCUCCUGGCAACAGCGACAGCCUAUUUCAUGCACCGGCAGAAUAAAAAAGAAGCUCCGAAGAACUGCGAAGCCUGA